AUGGCGAAUUUUGCAUCAGCAAGGAAUUGCAGCCUAGAAGGUUGUUCCUUCAAUUCUAAUGAACAUUUCCCAUCGAUAUCACAAAAUAGCGAUGGCCAUUUCUACGAUGUUAGUUUGUCUACGAGUCAACCAAUUUGUCGUAUAUGUCACUGCAGUGAAGAGGAUGAAGUCUUAAUGCAAGCUUGCCGGUGCAGUGGCUCUGUGGGUUUUGCUCAUCAAUCAUGCAUUCUCAAGUGGAUUAUGGGAUCUGGAACUACUUCUUGCGAGUUAUGUCAUUAUAUCUUCAAGACCGAGACAAGAAGCAUUAAAAAUAUUUGCAAGAUCAAAUUUCCAAAACCAAGUUUCAAAGGCUGGCUUCACAUCAUGCUCUUUUUUUCAUUGUUUCUUAUAAUGACAACGUCACUGACAUGGAUUUUGUGGUCGAGACUUAGCAACUCGUAUGAAGCAAAAAUGGAAAGAGUGAGUAAAGAAUCAGGAUAUGCGUAUGCUGUUAAUGCUGGCUUUAUCGCUAUUGCAGUUAUUGGUUUGUACGUAGAUAGCUACAGACAAUGUCGUUCUUACAUCACUCGAUGGUGUUUUGUUAACAAAGAAAUGGUUGUCCUUCCCUAUAACGGAGCCCAAGAAGUUGAAUUAUCUCACAAAACCACUGCCCACCUUGAUUCUUCUCAAAUAAAUGGAUCACAGAUCCUUUCAAGUCCUCGUUACUACAGCAUCAAUGACUGUCACAACCAAAGUGCAGACCUUGAAUCCAACAUAAGACGACAAAUACAAAUUUCAACGAGCACGAGCUCCAUGAAUGUAAGCAGUUAUUACUCAGCUUCAGAGACAAGCAAAAUAUUUAAGCAUUCUUUAUCAAAUGAAGACGACUCGCCUGGGAAUGUUUUAACGCUGUCUGUAUUUGUGGAUAAGAAUUCAUCCAAUCAUAGCACUCCAAAACAGCAAAAAAUGUUGGAGAAAAUUUGGAUAUUUAAUAGCUAAGUGAACUUUUGCAUUGCAAUCAAGACCAUUUUUUGAACGUUGAAAAAGUUGAUAAAAUUAAUGUAUGUCUAUGCUGGAAAACAUGGUACUAUACUUAUUAUGGAAUGGAUGAUUAAUGGAGUUUGUUAGUUUAGUAUUAGCCAUAGGAUCCAAAUGUACUAACAAGGUUGAUGCAUGGAAAAGACUCCAUUUAUCGAUGGGGUAUACAGAUCUAGCACUAAGCCCUGACAAAAUAAUCAAUUUAAAAAUUUUGUAAAUAUUUCAUUAGAAUUCUAAAAAAAUAACUGCAAAAAUUAGGAAUUUUUCUGUAAACCAAUUAAAUGUUUGGCACAAAAAUUUUUAUAUGAAAGUUUA
Xenia sp. Carnegie-2017 is the source of this 1332-nucleotide messenger RNA. RefSeq names its product E3 ubiquitin-protein ligase MARCHF4-like. Gene Ontology annotation, biological process: protein ubiquitination. Lineage: Eukaryota; Metazoa; Cnidaria; Anthozoa; Malacalcyonacea; Xeniidae. The transcript has 3 exons. Bases 1 to 978 code for a protein of 325 amino acids. Gene Ontology annotation, molecular function: zinc ion binding; ubiquitin-protein transferase activity. The record is from RefSeq and is a predicted model, not a curated record.